Cylindrotheca closterium is the source of this 285-nucleotide messenger RNA. Lineage: Eukaryota; Bacillariophyta; Bacillariophyceae; Bacillariales; Bacillariaceae. The record is from the annotation of a GenBank genome assembly.
AUGGAUGAGUUGCUGGAAAAGGAUAGUCAACUGGAGGCUGCUAUCACGGAGAUUGAAUUCAAGGACAAUCUCUUGUCCGAACACAAUUCUGCUUUGGAGGCCGAACAAUUACGAUCUGAACAGUUGGCGCGCGAACUUGCCGCAAUGCGCUUACUCCAACAGCCAUCAGCAAGCCGCACAGAUCAGCCGACUCAGCUUGACAACAAUGGGCCUGCCACCAAGUCACCUACGGAGGAGGAUAUUCCUCUCACAGAAAAGCCACACUCCCCGUCCACUCCGGCAUGA